UCCGAAUGAUUCGAUACAAUUUUACACGUGAUACAUCAUGAGCCAAUUUACACAUUCAAUAAAAGUGCCAACCCAAUAUAAAGCAACAGCUAAAAUAUUGAAAGCGGCCAUCGAAAAACAAAAAUCCAUAAAAUCCCUAAUAUUUGAGGAAAAGCAUGCGCGUGUUCGCAGCUUGCAAGCGGUGCUGAAACAUUACAGCGACAACAGAGGUGCUGUGGACAACGCCAUCGAGGAGACGGGCCUGCUGAAAGACAAUCCCAAUUUGGACUCGGCACUGGCAAAAGUGCUUGUCACAGAACUGAUUUUUGGACGCGGACAACUUAACGGGGAUAGCAAACCAGUGCAAACGGUGCGAACGUACAAGGAGCGAUUGCAGCAGGCAAUAGGCGGUUCAGACAUCCAAAAGAAAGAGCCCAAUCCACGCUAUGUGCGCAUCAAUACAAAUCUGCUCAGCAUUGAAGAUGCCCUGGACUAUUUGUAUGGCGAGGAGUGGCGACGCAAGCAGCUGCCAGCAGACGCCACAUACCCUGACUUUCUCAACGCCAUACGCGCCCUGGAGGAGGAUGAGUUCCUGAUGGACAUGCAUGUGGAGGGUGUGCUGAUAUUCCAUCACAAGUGGAGUCACUACUGGGCAUCCCACGAUUUUGUCCACAGCAAAAAGUUCAUAUUGCAAAACAAGGCCACCUGCCUGGCUGCUGAGAUGUUGGCACCGCCUGCUGGAGCAACUGUGCUGGACAUGUGCGCCGCUCCCGGCAUGAAAACGUUGCAUAUGUGCAAUGUUAUGCAGAACAAGGGUCGUAUCUACGCCGUCGAGCAGUCCAAGGAGCGCUACAUGGCCCUGUGCAACAUUACCAACGAGGCUGGCUGUCAGAUAGUUACGCCCAUUCUGGGCGAUGCUCUCACCAUGAAUGCAGAGAAAUGUCCGGAUGUCGAAUAUAUAUUGGUGGAUCCCAGUUGCUCCGGCAACGGAAUGCAAAGUCGCAUCAGCGUCUGCGAUGAGCAAAAGGAUGACAAGCGUCUAUAUAAACUGGCUGGGCUACAGAUCAAGAUUCUGUCGCAUGCCAUGAGCGCUUUUCCCGAUGUCAAACGCAUUGUCUACUGCACCUGCUCGCUGUGGAAGGAGGAGAAUGAGCAAGUGGUCCAGCGAUGCCUGCAGCUGAAUCCAUCAUUCAAGCUGCUCAGUUGCAAGAAGGCACUGCGUAACAAGUGGCAGAAUGUCGGCGACAAGGAGUACGUUCAAAUUGGCAAAAACGUUUUGUACUGUCUCCCGGAUGAGGAUCUUACUGAUGGCAUAUUUUUGGCGCUGUUCGAGAAACGUCCGGAGAACGAUGCUGAUUAAUGGUAGCAGAGUAUCAGAAAUAAGCCGCACUUUAGGUUAACUAAAUAGUUUAUUCGAUUUAGCCAGUAUAUUCAACUUUGGCUUACAUAGUUUAUAUACUUAAUUCGAUCAUUUGAAAUAUUCUUUGCAUUUUUAUAAAAAAAAAAAUAUAUCCUUUUUAUAUAUUAAUACAUUAUGAUUUGUACGAUUUGAAAACAAUUUACUAAAUAUAUAAUUUAAAUAUAUAUUGGUAAUUAGAAUUCAGAAAAAAAGAGUGAAAAUAAA
Messenger RNA from Drosophila grimshawi, 1603 nucleotides. RefSeq names its product 28S rRNA (cytosine-C(5))-methyltransferase (gene Nsun5). Gene Ontology annotation, biological process: rRNA base methylation. The record is from RefSeq and is a predicted model, not a curated record. The coding region runs from base 38 to 1339 and encodes 433 amino acids. Gene Ontology annotation, molecular function: methyltransferase activity. The transcript is spliced from 4 exons. NCBI's taxonomy places the organism in Eukaryota, Metazoa, Arthropoda, Insecta, Diptera, Drosophilidae. Gene Ontology annotation, cellular component: nucleolus.